AUGGAACUAUUUAAAUCUUUCCUUCUACUCCUGAUUCUACUGAUUCCAGCUGUCUUUUCAACUGUUGGAUCCUCUUCAGAUAAGAACGAUUUGGUUUACAAAGGCUGUGCGAAUCAAGAUUUCCAGGAUUUCAAUGGGAUUUACAAGCAAACGCUUAAAAAUCUCUUCGACACGUUAAUCUCCCAAUCUUCCACCACAAAAUUCUACAAAGCCACAUCCGGAGAAGGCCAAUCCGCCAUUAAUGGGCUCUUUCAAUGCAGAGGCGAUCUCUCGAACUCCGACUGUGCCAGCUGCGUGAAAAAAGCCUCUGAAAUGUCCGAAAAGCUGUGCGGUCACUCCAUUGCUGUUAGAGUACAACUAAACGGAUGUUAUUUGAGAUAUGAAAUUGCAGGGUUUAGAGAAGCGAGUGGGACUGAGUUGCUGUACAAGGUUUGUGGUUCAACUCGGGCAAGUGGCACCGGGUUUGAUGACAGGUUGAACUCGGCUUUAGAUGAAGUAGUAAAGGGUGUGGGGAGUGGAAAUAGUGGAUUUUAUACAGGUGGGUAUGAGUCAGUGUAUGUGCUGGGGCAAUGUGAAGGUGAUUUAAGCAGUGGGGACUGUGUGAACUGUGUGAAAAAUGCCAUCGAUAAAGCUAAAUCUGAAUGUGGGGCUUCAAUUUCUGCCCAAAUCUAUCUUCAAGAAUGCUAUAUUACCUACACUUAUUAUCCCAGUGGAGUUCCUACCAAUACCAGCCCAUCAUUUUCAUCAGGGAGUGUAGGGACAAGGAAGAACACACAGAAGACAGUGGCUAUUAUUAUUGGAGGAGCUGCGGGGAUAGGCCUGGGAAUUGCUUGUUUAAUUUUGGUGGAUGAGAUUUACAUUGUGGGUUGUAAAGAGGAGAAGAUUUGGUUUCCACUUCUUAGGACUCCAGCUGGUUUCUUCCUCCCUAUGUUUUGUAAAAAGCUGUCUAUUUCAUAG
Fraxinus pennsylvanica is the source of this 957-nucleotide messenger RNA. The record is from the annotation of a GenBank genome assembly. Lineage: Eukaryota; Viridiplantae; Streptophyta; Magnoliopsida; Lamiales; Oleaceae.